Paramuricea clavata is the source of this 8857-nucleotide messenger RNA. Lineage: Eukaryota; Metazoa; Cnidaria; Anthozoa; Malacalcyonacea; Plexauridae. The record is from the annotation of a GenBank genome assembly.
CUAAGUUUAAAUAAUUGCAAAAAUAGGCUUCAAAAACAAUAGGACACAAAUGAACACUUUGUAAAGCGUAAAACUCGCAAGAAGACGACAGAAUAUUACUGGGACAAAAGGAUUCGUAAAAACAAUGAUAUGAAAAUAAUCUGAAGGAGUUGGAUUCGUUAAAGUAAGUGCAUGGUGUGGAUUCCAAGUUAAGUUAAAAUAAUGAAUAAUUAAACUUAAUAUCUUAACUCUGAGUUGGAGCUUACAAAAUGUACGUUUUGUUAAAACCAUUUUUUGUUAAAAAUCUUUAGUUUAGGAAUUAAAAUAGUUCUAUCCUUUUUUCUUAUUAAAAAUUUUAUUAUUUCAACCCAACAUCAUAUUUGCAGAUAAAUUAACUAUACCUCUAUAGUCUCUACAUAGAUACGCAAUUAACCUCUGUUAUAUAUUUUGUUAAAAUACCACGAAAUUUUAAGCAAAAAAUUAGAAAACCAUCUUCACUUCAACCAUGGACGCAUACAUGGUCAUCGACUGUAUGUGUUGCCUGCCUCGUGAAUCGUAUAGAGCUAUACGCAUAAAGUUCGCCUACAUGCAGUGCUUUUUUUGCAAAACUGCGCCAUCUUGCCCGUUGGCGUUCAAUUUACUACUUUUGGAAAUGCGUUUUAUCCGAAAGCCCAAAUCUUCAUCAGCGCGCCAAUAUUAAAUGUAAACGCAGUGUGUUCGAUAAAAUAAAACAAUAUACGCAUGCAAAGCAAAUUAAUUUAAUUUAUAUAUUUUCAUGUUUUCACAAAAGCGUGUAUUUUACAAUUGGCUAUAAGGGAACAAAAAUACGGUUAUAUUAAAUAAUGCAUAUAUAUGAAAACGGUAUUCCUGAUAUGUGUCCCAGUGGCGUGAUAUCUUUGAAGCAUCACUUGAAAUUGAAAUGUACUCUUACUCAAGGCAUAAGCGAUUUAAUUGGAACUUGCCACGCACUCAGUUUUAAAAAAUUCCAGGCGGCAAGCAGGCUAGUGCUAUACGAUCAUCUUCUGAGUUUUGACACCAGAAACUCCCCACUCAGAAGGAAAUUUUACUUGUUUUCCUCAUUUCAUUUCUCAAUGGGAGGAAGGCACUGAAUGAAAAGAAAAUUGAAAGUUCCAUUGAAUUUUUGUUUACACAAACUUUCCCUACAUUCAGAACUACGCACAUGAUAUUUCAAACGUACGCUAUAUUCUAUAAACAUCUGACGACAUCAUCAAUAAUUAACAAUAUAAAUCGUCAGUAUAACAUUAAGCAAAACCUGAAAUCGGCCCAAACCAUCGUAGUAUGUUAACGUAACGUGUUUCAAAAAGAUUGCCCGGCGCUACAUGCUUAAGUUCCCUGCAAUGUUUUGUUUAAACAGGUGAAAAUGUAAAAAUAUAUUUGGCAAGUUCUCAUAGUUCUUCAAACAUGUUGUUUUUAUGAAUGUAUUAUCUUUCUUUGUACAUUACUCAUUAGACUCGUAUUUUUGUCCUUUUAUAUAGCUGGAUUUAGAGGGAUAGGAAGCUAGUCGUGAAUUUUUAAUUUUUCUUAGCAAUUGUUUUUUGAACAGGCGACGUUGGAGGUGUUUUAUGAGUCUCUGUAUCCUAUGACGUCCGCAUUUUAUAAAAUUGCCGCUCUCUGAAAUUAUUUUUCACGAAAACAGGAAAUAGCAAUUCUCUGGAGGAUAUCAGUGUCUACAAGAUGUUAUUAAAAUUUGAGACUUCAUAUAGCCACUUUAUUAAAUAUCAUUUAUCAGCAUUACUUUUGAUCUACGCGAUUAUAGCGCCAUAUGUAUGACGAGUAUAGAUAUAUUAUGACUCUGACAGGUACAUUGUGUAUACGAUUCUGAUCGACGAUAAUCAUAAAAAUGCUCAUUCAUGCGUUCAUACAGAUCAGCAAAAGAUCUUUGUCUGACAAAAGCAAUGGGACAUAUAUAUAUUUCACACAAUUUUAUACACUCAGCGUCCCCGUCGUCUCCGUUUAAUGUUUGUCCAACUAAUUUUUUUAAAAAAGAUGUCUGUUACCCAGACCGCAACAAGCUGAAAAGUUUGGAAGGAGGGGGCGGGGGUAUAAUACACAGGGGCGCCGAGAGAAUUCGCGGGGCCCGGGGCAAAUCUUCCCUGGGGGCCCCAUGACAUCAUUAUUUUUCAGCUAGACCCAAUUAGACCUUAGCUAGACUGCGUGUGGAGGUACUGUAAAAGGUCUGGCCUCAAUUUCAAAAAUGCUCUGACCAAUUUAAUUAAGAACCUACUCAAUUUUAGGCUCUCACUAAGUUGGGGCCCUAUUAAGGUGGGAGCCCGCGGAGCAAUUCGCUCCCGCCUGCCCCCCCCCCCCCCCCCCCCCGCCCCCCCCCCCCCACCCCUCUCGGCGGCCCUGUCAAUACAUGUGAAUACAUGUUGCAGUAAAACUAGGUUGUCCCAACUCUCAUUACAUCGUCAACGGAAGAAGCGGUUUUUCAAAUUGCAAAAGUGCACAACGAACCGUUUUGGGGACUCUUUUAUUAUCGCUAGGGCAAGUCGAUACCAAUUUUUCUUCUUAUCAUAGUAUUGUCAAUAUUUCAGUAUACUUGAUCCUACUUUACAUUUUGUAAUUUUAGUAUGUUGUAUCACAUGAUUCAACUACAAUUUGUUGCCUAUAGCCACUUUCACACAUUCUAACCCUAUUUCUAACGUGGUAGUCCAGUAUAGGUAAUGUAACAUGCGUAUGUUAUAUAUAUAUAUAUAUAUAUAUAUAUAUAUAUAUAUAUAUAUAUAUAUAUAUAUAUAUAUAUAUAUAUAUAUAUAUAUAUAUAUAUAUAUAUAUAUAUAUAUGCUGUUGGGGCGACCAGUGGAAUACAUGAUAGUUUUGGAGUUGAAGCUUUUGGAGUUGAAGUUUAAAAAGAAUUUUAGACAAGCUUCAACUCCAAAACUAUCAUAUAUAUAUAUAUAUAUAUAUAUAUAUGCCCUAUUUCCGAUAUUUUGUUGAUAUACGUAAAUUAUUCAGGGCAGCACUAGUGGGUGGGCGGGAUGCAUGGGAUGGUGAUGGGUUUGUCAUAGGUAUUUGGGGGGGGGGGCUUAAUUAUAGAGUAUUUACAGUGCCAGUUCGGUAUAGCUGACCUGAAUAUAUUGUAUUUGGUUCAUAUAUGGAAUAAUCAGAUAUCCUUCCAGUUCAAAUUGUUGGAGCAGAAAGAUCAAUAAUUAAUGUUGUAAAAACCCAGUCUACAUAUAGGAUUAUUUCUAUUAAUCAUCAUAUUAAAAUCGAGCUAAAGUACAUGACAUCGGAAAUAUUGUCGCCAGCUUGUUCUGCUGCCUACAUGCAAUAAGUUCACGUAAUUGCGACAUCUGAGAAUUUAAAACAACAAUAUUUGCUACACGUCCAACUUCUGAAGUAUCACACUUUUACGAUAUCAAGAGAUACCCAAUCAAAAUUCUCAAAUAAAAAAUGUUGAGAAAAAUUUACAUUAUUAUCAUUAAAGAAUCAGUAACGCACAAUUAAGCCAUGCAUGCAUGUGUAUAUAAAUCCCUAGAUUCAAGUGUAGCCGUAGGUCUUUUAAUGACGGCGAACGCGACGUCUGCAUAUCAAGAUUUAAAUUUCAAACAGUUUUAAAUUUUCUUCAAAUAGAGAAGGUGAAACAAAACAGUAACGACUAACGAUCCAAACAGAAAAUGAUUCUUCUGCUUGUUCUCUCCCUGUUCCUGUGUCGUCCAGGUAAAUUGAUAUUUAUGCAUGCACAUGUAGCCUCCGUGUUCAUAAUUCUGAUAUGUUGUAGAUGGUCAUUAUACGCCGAUUCGAAAGGUAAUUAUCAUCUUUCUCCUGAAAUUAACUCAAAUCAAGAUAAUCACUGCGGCCUUAUAGAAUACUUCAAGACCAACAGUUUCAACCUCGCAAGCCAGGGUUUAAAUAUAAUACCAUGUGUUCUCUUCUAAUUUUAAAUUUUAAAAAUACCAAAGUUUAUUUUAAAAUUAAAUUAAAUUUUAAAAAUACCAAAGUUUAUGCUAGAUUUAGCAAAUAAGCCAAGCCUGACUAUAGCCUCGUUUUAGUGUUUUUCGGCUUUUUCCUAUUUCAAAGGGCUAGAAUUUCGCUUGCAUGCAUGAUGGUUUUCAAUCUUUUGCCUUUAAUAAGCAGUCUCCGUUUAUUAUUAUUUUAUUUGGCUACAUCCUGAUAAUGCGUAAAUAUAUAUCUACUUAUUUUAUGCUUAUGCUAUCAUGUUAAAUUCUAGGUCACCUAAAUUCAAAUGAAUUCACUGUAAAUGGAACAGCGUAUUACAAUAUAACAGGAACAAUAUGCACACACGUGGAUAACGCGCGAGACAUCGUGGAUCGUGAAUCUGACGUGUACAAAGGCAUCGCAGGAAAUCUUACACGAGGGGUAUUAUACUAUACAUCAGAUAGUUUCGUACUUCUUAUUUCAUACAUUUUCGCUCCUUGACACUUUCAAAUUUAUAACAUGUUUUUAACAGUUCAAACUCGGGUUAUUGACAAUAUUUCCAUCAAGCGUUUGGAUUUGUUCGAGGCAACGUUUGAACUUUUUGGAAAAACCAAAGGGGAACGACACUAAUCACUAUACCACAGGGCAUUCGAGGUUGCCUGUUGUCCCCCUUUCCAAGACGGGAAUAGUUUGAAACAAUUUUGAACUUUUGAAAAAUAAGGGGAUCAAAUUCUCCCUGUAUCCUUUUAAAACUAUAUUAUUGCAUAUCGAAAUGUUGACUCCCCGAAUAUUCUCACAUAAAUUCUUGUUCUCUUCAACUAUAUAGUUCAACAGAUAUUUUCCAGACAGAGUUGACUGGCUUGAUUAUAAAGUAACUGUUACAGAUCUUUUCAUUUGGUAAGGAUGCCGUAGUAGAUAUAAAUAUAUAGACAAUAUGAUAUUAUUUAUGAUGAAAUAAUUUUUUUUUUCACCAGGCCGAAAUUUCCUGCGGAAUAUAGAAACGUACACAAGUAAGAUAAUGUAAAAAUGUAUCAUGGGAGAAUAACUGAAUAUUGAAUAAGAUAGGACAGGGAGGGAAAAGAGAAUUAUGUUUAAAGUGAAAUGGGAAAAGGGAGGAAAGGAAUAAACACUAGAAAAGUAGGACGAAGGUCGACAGGAUAUAAAAAUGGUGAAAAAAUCUGAGAAAGGAAAUGCCAAUGUAAAGAGGAAAGGAAGAAAUUAACGAACAGCGGACAGAAUUGUAGUAGUAGUAAUAUAAUAACACAUCCCAAAAGGGCUUUUCGAUGCUAAUCAGUUAAAACAUUACAGUAACAAGGUAAAAUAUUAAGAUGGCAUGCAAAAGUACAAUGUAUAUAUAUGUUAUACAAAAAGAUUAUCAGAAGAGAUUACGCGUCUAAGAUCAGUAAGAUGACAUGCAAAUAGUACACAAUAUAAGUGGUGAACGUAGCAGUGAAGACGUCUGUCAACUAGAAUAUUAUUUAAAUUAUGUUUAAAAAUUAAUGCAUUUGGGCAUUGUUUCAAAAAUUCGUCAAUAGAGUUUAAUAUUUCGCAGGCUGGAAAAAUAAGUUAACAGCCCACUGGCAGUUUUAAACUUAGAAGGCCGUAAGUCUCCUUUAUUGUGGAGUUUGUAGUGACAUUCCUUUAAUUUACAAGAAGCAGAUGAAGUCUGGAAAAGGGAGAAUGAGGAAUGGAUAUAGUGAAAGAGAAGUUGUAAGGAAGACGAAAAUAGCUAGAAAGCCUGAAUAAGGCAGAUAUGAAAAGUACAUGUUGACUGUCGGGGGAUGGUAGAAAUAAAAGGAAAUGUAAAGAUAGCACGAAACAAAUGUUAAGAAUAACGAAACUAUACAAAAAUAGCAAUAGAAAAGUAUCAAUAGAAAAGAAUAAUGAUGGAAGGACAUAUGUGAGGGAGAAAUGACAAUUACAAAGGCUGGAGGCAAGACGAAAAAUUAGCAGAUUAGAUGCAACAUUUCGGAAAUAUACAUGCUAACAUAUUUUAAUUUUUUCAGCCUGUCAUUUGUGUUAAUUGCACAAAACAAGUUCCAGACCCAAACGUAUGCUGAUAAACCUCGAGCAGCAGAACAUUUCAGAACUAUGUUUUGGGGUCAUGUAAACGAACAAAAAGAUGAUCAAGGAUAUGUCACAUCAGAAGGACUGAGAGUUAGAUAUAUAAAUACAACUGUAAGAAUGGUUUACUUAAUGAUUAAUCUAGAUUUAGUUUUUUAAAUUAAGGACAUAUUACACGAGGCAAUUUUUGCUAAUUUAUCACUAUCAUGGCUAACCCUAACCAGGAUUUCUGGUUAAUUUAACCAGGCUAUAUGGUUGAAUUAACCAGAAAUUCCUGGUUCAUAGUCGAGCCAACAUAAUCUGGUUAAUUCAGCCAUAUAGCCUGGUUAAAUUACCAGGAAAUUUAACCAGGAAUAUUCAGUUACCCCAAACAGUGUUGAUUUUAGAUUAACCAGAAAAUUUUAACCAGGGUGUUUUUAGACCUAGUUUGUAGAUAUAUACAUGCACGCACAUAUUCGUGCACGAAACAUGGGGAUGUAGUAAUCUUCAUGUGCGUCUGCAUGUCAUGCCGAACAUGGAAACAAGGCGGCUCUAUUGGGGCAAAAGUGCAAUAAAUAGUAAAGUCUAUUGUUUGUUUUUUAUUAAAGGAGACCUAGGUGCAUGAAUACAUUUCAUUGGGUCAUCAUAAAAAUUAAUUAUAGAUCAGCAAGAAUUAAGAGUGAGGUUUGAAGUCAGGUUCUUAAUAUGGAAAUCUUUUUCUUAUAGAAACUUCCUGAACACAUGAUAAAGAAUAUUCCUUAUGGUUACAUGGCGUUUAUCACAAGGUUAAAAAAUUCUAACAAUGGUGGUGGUGGUGGUGGUGGUGUACCAACCAAAACCACAUCCGGGAAUUCCUCAGGACAAUAUAAUUUCUCGGUGAAUGGCAUUGCAUCCAGUGAGCCACAUGAAAUAUCUUACAUAGCGUAUAUCGGGAUCACAUUGUCUAUGAUUGGCUUGUUCAUCACAAUGACGUCAAUAUGCUACUUCAGGUAAUGCAAUACAAAACAAUUCUGGGUUUGCACUUGAGGCGGAACGCUGACAAAAUGUGAUUAGCAGCUAUUGUAUUUGAAGCGCGUUUUCAUCCAACAUGACCGCCAUAUCUUUGUCUUAUAAAUCUCCAGGGAUUGAUAAAGCAGGAAUAUCAAUACGAAAACAGUUUACUUAAAGUUUAACGAAUGAAUAAUAUAAAAUGUGGCAUUGUUUUCCGUUUUAGGAGAUUAAGAAAAUUUCGGCGAAAUCAAAUUCUGGUUCAUAUUUGCGCUACAGUAAUGGCGGGCAUGUUGUUAUCCAUAAUAUCCUUCACAUAUAAAGAAGGCAAGAGUUACUGCACAGCAGUAGCACAGUUACUUCACUACUUCAUCUUAGCUGCAUUAUCGUGGAUGUGUGUUGAGGCAUAUAAUCUAUACAGAGAUCUUGUAAAAGUGUUCAAUACUAACGGCGUUUCAAGCAGGGCCUUCACACUAAGGGCUUGCAUCUUUGGCUACGGUAAGACGUAAUAUGCAACUUUAUAUAACUUUAGCAACAGCUAACCUAAUCAUGUAUUUUCCACGUGAACAGUCAAUCUGAUCACGUGUUUUUCACGUGAACAGUUAAUCUGAUCACAUGUUUUUCACGUGAACAGUCAUUCUGAUCACGUGUUUUUCAUGUGAACAAUGAAUAUGAUGACGUGUUUUUCGUGUGAACAGCUUGUUUCCCAUGUGAACAACCAAUAUGGACAUGUGUUUUUCAGAGCCUCAAGGACCUAACAUUUCUGUAAUAUUUUUCAGGUCUUCCAGCUUUGAUUGUGGGCAUAACAUCUCUUGUGGACAUCAGUGUUUAUGGGCGGAGAAAUGAUGCGUGAGUGUUGAAAAUUUUGUUCACCAUCAUCAUCGACAUCAUCAUCACGACAACCAUCAUUAUCACCAUCAUCAUCGCCAUCACCACUACCACUGUCUCAAUGCCAUCUAAUUAAUUCUUAAUUUGUUUCAGUUGCUGGAUGACGUCAUUAUUGGCAUUCCUUAUCAGCUUCCUCGGCCCAGUCCUUCUAAUAGUCUCCAUAAACAUCGUCUUCUUCAGUCUGAUCAUGCGCGAGAUUAUUCAAGUCUCUCAACGUGACGCGAACAUCAUUCGACCCAGUCUCCGCGCAGCUGUCUCUCUCUCGGUCGUGUUCGGGUUUUGCUGGCUUCUCGCGGGAAUUUCCACGUUUACCACGAACCCUCUCGUGACGUACGCGUUCGUGAUUAUGUCGUCAUUCCAAGGCCUGUUUAUAUUCAUAUUUCACGGAAUUGGUAAGCAAGAGUUGCGAGAUUCUUGGAAAAGUUUGCCUAUAUUCCGCUGGCAGUUCAACAAGUUUACCAACACCGAGAGUCAGGGUCGCGGGAAGACUGAAUCGACUACCCAAGAUACACCGCAGGUUUCGAAACGAUAUUCAACAGACGAGGCGGGAAAACCGAGCAAGGAUUACAUCUCAGGCUUCGAUGCGGGUUUUCGUUCAGCCUGUGAUGCGGGUUAUAAUCACCAGGCAUACUUGCCAGAAAAUGGGCUGGGUACGAAUGAGAGAGCCUACAGCAUUCCUGGCGUCCCUGAGAUAGAACACGGUCCAUUGAAAAAGGCUGAAAGCAAUUGUUAAGCAGUGGAAAUUUACACGAGAUUGUAUUCUGUGUAAGGACAAUCCCAGCUGAACACAAUUAAAAACAAAACUGCAUUUUAAGAUUUAAACGGUUAUUAUUACUGCUUAACUGUAACAUUGUACGCGGAAAAGUAAUGUAUUAUACACUGUAUUUACCAAAAAAAUGUAUUCCUUAUCUGUGAUUGAGCCAGUUUGUAUUUAUAACCCAAAUUAAAAAUGACGGUUCAGUCUACAAGAUAGCUAUGAGUCUUUUAUCGCUUCCAGAUCUUGCAUCUUUAUGGUGAAAGCAUUAAAAUAACUUCAAACAAAACUUUAGUGUGCUUGUUA